Messenger RNA from Tachyglossus aculeatus (Australian echidna), 1384 nucleotides. RefSeq names its product DNA replication and sister chromatid cohesion 1 (gene DSCC1). The record is from RefSeq and is a predicted model, not a curated record. Gene Ontology annotation, biological process: mitotic sister chromatid cohesion; maintenance of mitotic sister chromatid cohesion. The transcript has 9 exons. Gene Ontology annotation, cellular component: chromatin; nucleus; Ctf18 RFC-like complex. Lineage: Eukaryota; Metazoa; Chordata; Mammalia; Monotremata; Tachyglossidae. The coding region runs from base 2 to 1216 and encodes 404 amino acids.
CAUGAGGACGCGCGCGGAGGUGGAGGCCACGCUGCGGUUGGCCAAGGUGAACCCGGCCGAGCUGCUGCCCGCCGUGCACUGCCUCAGCUUCGGGCCCCCCGCUGCCAACGGGGCCCCCGGGACCCCCCCCGCCGCCGCCGCCGCCAACGGGAACGGGGACCUCUGCCUCCUCCAGAUCGACUCCCAGCUCUGCGCCCAGCUGGAGGACGGGCACAGCCUCGUCAUCCGAGGGGACAAAGACGAACAGGCCGUCAUCUGCAGCAGAGAGAAGACGUACGAUCUGAAAAUAGCGGAUACGUCGAAUAUGCUACUUUUCAUUCCCGGUUGCAAAACUCCGGACCAGAUGUCCGCGGCCGAAGCUCCGGGCGACGUAAUCCACACUCAGAUCUGUGGUUUCUCCAACAAUUAUUGGGAAUUAAGACGCUGUCGACCCAAAGUAAAGAAAUUGAAGAAACUUUUGAUGGAAAACCCUUAUGAAGGACCUGACAGUCAAAAGGAAAAGGCAUCUACUCAUCCAAAGUAUACCACUGAAGAUUUGUUUGAUCGGGUUCAAGCAAGCGAGGGAGAAAUAAUGGCUCAGUUACAAGUCCUAAAUGCCUGUAAAAUCGAAGGGUAUUGGCGGAUUCUUGACUUCGAUUACGAAAUGAAACUUCUGAAUCACAUAACUCAACUUGUGGACUCUGAAUCCUGGUCGUUCACCAAAGUCCCGUUAAACACCUGCCUGGCGGAACUUGGGCCCUUGGAACCUGAAGAAAUGAUACAACACUGUCUUGAAUGUUACGGAAAGAAAUAUACUGAUGAAGGUGAAGUUUAUUUCGAACUGAAUGUGGACAAAAUAUGCAGAGCAACAGCACAAAUGCUGCUACAGAAUGCGGUGAAAUUCAAUCUCGCUGAAUUUCAGGAAGUUUGGCAGCAGAGCGUUCCCGAAGGAAUGACCACUCACCUGGAUCAGCUCAAGGGUUUGGCCCUGAUGGAUAGAAACUCCAGACCAGAAACCAUCUUCCUACUAAAAGUGGAUGACCUGCCCGAGGGAAAUCAGGAAAGAUUCAACAGCUUGUUCACUCUUCGGGAGAAGUGGACCGAAGAAGACAUUGCCCCGUAUAUCCUUGACCUGUGUGCAGAGAAACAAACCAUAGGUGCACUGCUCACCAAGUAUUCCCGUUCUUCAAUGCAGAAUGGCGUUAAAGUGUAUAAUUCCAGAAGACCCAUCUCCUAAAAAUGAAACAUAUGCUAAGAAUCCGUCACGAGAGACAGACGUAGUAGACAAUUGCCAAUUGUGAGUUAUAGUAUGCUAGACUAUGGUUACACGGCUUUUUUGUAAAGACCUUUUAAUAGGGACAUCUCACUGUAUUAAUUAAACAAUUUUUGAGGUGGUUGUCUGGGA